This is a messenger RNA of Fusarium verticillioides 7600, 183 nucleotides long. RefSeq lists its product as hypothetical. The transcript has a single exon. NCBI's taxonomy places the organism in Eukaryota, Fungi, Ascomycota, Sordariomycetes, Hypocreales, Nectriaceae. Bases 1 to 183 code for a protein of 60 amino acids. The record is from RefSeq and is a predicted model, not a curated record.
AUGUCUUACAUUCGUUUCACCGAGUUUCCCCAAGCCAUGCUGGAUUCCUCCGACAUUGCGAGCCGCUACGUAGCUUCAACCUUCGCAAUUCCAACUCUUCUCGGGGCCGAGUUCCUCUCCAUCGACGCGAAUGUUGUACCCAAUUAUAACUUCGACGUCCCUCGCGGCUGGACCUACUCAUAG